Messenger RNA from Leptidea sinapis, 2862 nucleotides. It is a transcript of the gene Gbs-76A, whose product is annotated as glycogen-binding subunit 76A. The transcript is spliced from 2 exons. Gene Ontology annotation, molecular function: protein phosphatase 1 binding; glycogen binding. The coding region runs from base 183 to 1892 and encodes 569 amino acids. The record is from RefSeq and is a predicted model, not a curated record. NCBI's taxonomy places the organism in Eukaryota, Metazoa, Arthropoda, Insecta, Lepidoptera, Pieridae. Gene Ontology annotation, cellular component: protein phosphatase type 1 complex. Gene Ontology annotation, biological process: regulation of glycogen biosynthetic process.
CGCGCGCCGGCUCAUUCGUAACAGAAGCGUAUCGUGAGUGGUCGCGUCAAGUCAAAUUAAAAAUAUUUUAAACUACCCCCAAAUUGAUAUUUAUUUUACAUAAAUUAUUAUAAAUUGUGACACAGUGGUAUAUUGAAGUGCGGUUUAAAUGUAAUAACUAGAUAAAAGUGUCUGUGGUUUAAAUGGAUCACGUUUUUAGUAAUAAAAACAUAGUGAGUUCUCCCGUUAAUAUGUCAUUGGAACAUCAAAUACCGGUGCUUAUCCAAGAGACGCAGAUGAGUGGAGACCGCGCCGGCUCUCAGUGCGGGCUGUCGUCGCUGCUACCAAUGUCUUGCAGAGGUCGAGCUGCCGCCUUCGCCAGGGACCUCCAUUCAAGGCUUCGCAACCUUGGCGCCACUCAAGAUGGAGACUGUGAAAACAGUUGGCUCACUCAAGAAAACGGCACACACAAACCAUCAACGUCCACGCAACGAGACCUCGAUACCUUCUACGACUUUGAACUGGAAUGCGAAAGUCCGUCUAGUCCCGUUGAUGAAUAUAUUCCACCCUUCCAAGAACGACUGCCAAAUGAAUCCGAGCCGCGUUAUUAUGAUAUCGACCAAAACGACCCAAAGGAACAAACGAAAUUUAAAUUACGACAUCCCGAUAACGGGAAAAAUGGUUUUUUGUUCUCAACAGCAUUUUAUACCGAAUCACCUAUUAAACUACAACCUGUGCCAAAAGAAAAUGGACAUAAUGAUAAACCAAUGUUUACCCCUAUAACUUUUGAAGGCUGUGCACGACAUAAUAGUUUUGAUGAAGUGGAUUGCAUUAUUAGACCAUCACAAUUAGAAAAUGAAAGAGUCACAUUAGAGCCUCUAUGCUAUACUACAAUUAUUGAUAGUGAUUCAGAAUUUGAAUCUGCAAAAGAAGAGCCUUCACAAGAAGAGGACUUACAAAAUGGACAACUCCUAAAUAAUGACUUGAAUGAGAUGGUGGAAAAGAUAUCCCUGAAUGAUGUCGAAGAUAUAGUUGAAGAUGAAAAUAUUAUUGAGACAGUUACAGCCACUGACAUCAAUAUCAUAACUAAUGCAAAGACAGAAAAGGAAGAAAUUGAUGCAAGUAUUAGUACUGAAAUCGUUAAAUCCGAGAGUUCUCUUGAAACAGAAUUGCCUCAACCCGAAAUAGAAACUACUAUUUUAGCACCAAAGGAAGAAGAGGAUAUAGAGGAUGAUCGGCCACAAAGGGUACGGCGAUGCUCCUCAUUAAAAACGGGAAAAACUCCGCCAGGAACACCAGGUCGAAAGAAAAUUGUUCGAUUUGCCGAUGUGUUGGGACUCGACUUAGCAGAUGUCAAAACAUUUAUGGACGAGAUUCCUGUAAUCCCUAAAUCUGCUUAUGAUGAUCUCGCCGGAUCUGAUGUGCAAAAUUCUCCUCCGACGCGACCCUCUCAGAGGCUUGGUGCUCUAACAUUAGUUCCUUUAUUCCAACUCCCGCACGACGUAACAGACAAGCUGGAAAGACAUCACGUUUGUCUCGAAAGCGCUCGGGUUUGUGAUGGUGUCCACGUUACGGUUUGUGGGUCGGUUCGUGUCCGCAAUCUAGAUUUUCACAAGACUGUUCACAUCCGCUACACAAUGAAUCGGUGGAAGACUUAUACGGACCUGCAAGCUACUUACGUUCAAGGAUCGUGCGACGGUUAUUCAGACCGCUUUCAGUUUUUGCUUUAUGUUCCUUGUAUUUCAUCAGGUCAACGAUUAGAGAUAGCUGUGCGAUUUCAAUGCAAGGGUCAGCAGCUCUGGGAUAAUAACUGCGGGGCUAACUAUUGCUUUGAUUGUCUGGCUCUGGGUGCAUCGCUGACACCUCCAUCGCCUCUUCAUCCUACUAUUGACUGGCAUCCUUCUUUUUAUUGACUUCAGAAGAUGAUGGACUAAGAAAACGUUUAAUUCCUCGGCGGUGCGAGAAACAAGGUGGUUUUAUCCUGCAGUUAAGGAAGGAUGGAGCGUAUGGUGGCUCGUAGGUAAACCUGUUGCUGUCACAUUCCCGUCCCUGCUCCCGCUGCGAGUUCCUGAAUGAGACAACUAUCCCAACCUAUGAAGCGUCACAUAUGAGGCAACUUUGUGAUAUUGUAGAUUAGGAGUAGAUUGUAUUGUAGCGAGUGAUUGACUCGCGAGGAGUGCCAUUUGUAACCAUAGUCUUUAACUGAUUUGAAAUAUAUUUUGUACUGAAUAUAGAUAACGUCCGUGUGGACAAUAAAACUCGAAGAGUGAAUUGUAAAGGAGUUGCGUGGCCGGAAUGUACGAGCUACCAGCACUAAUUCUUGUUAAGUUGUUGAUUUAUGUAUAUACGAUGAUGAACUGAGAUCGAUUGUAAAACUAGGAAAACUAUAAGACCUAAAUAGCAAUACAAAAAUAGACUAUUAAUUAUAAUUAUCCAGAGUAGCUAUUAAAUAAUUGAAUGGUAAUAUGAUAUCAAUUAUUUUUAUUGUUAAAAUGUUUUUAAUUCGAAGUUUAUAAAUAAAUGUAUUUAAUGUUAAUCAUUAUUACUUUGAUUGAUACGAACAAUAUUUUAUAUUUUUAUAACCAAAAAUCCAUGACAUCGAAAUAAUCUUUGAAAUUAAAUUUUUUAACUGAUAAUUUGAGAUUCUAUUAGGUAUAUGAAAAGACUAAAAUUAGGAUAAAAUUCAAUAAUAAAUUAUUUUCUACUUUUAAGCGAUCAAUAUUUAUUAAGAAUAUUUUGUACCUGAAUUCUUUUACGCGGCCAUAUUAUAUUUUAUACUGAAAUAAAAUUAAUUUUGUCUAUGAACUGUACUGAUUGAAUUUUCAUUAUUGACUCCUGUUAUAUAUUAUGUAUGAAAGUCUAUUAAAUAUUGUGCAUAAUAGA